AUGAAAGAAUUUGAAAUGGUGAAGACACGCCAGAUUAAGAAGUUUAUGAAACUCAAAGGUCAGAGAGUGAAGACUGAAGUCCGUCACCCACAUGCAGUAAUUAUUGUAAGUAGCCAACAUCUAGAAAACUCUGAAGAAGCAGUACUGAACAAAGGUCUCAAAUUUGCGACAACCAUCAAGUGCAUUCGAUACUUGGACAUGAUAGCCCCUAUUGAAGAGAUAGCUGUAAAGAUACCAAAAGCUCAAGGAGAUGAACUAAGGUGGAAAGUGAGACAGAUACUAGAAAAAGGGAAAUUUCCCAAACCAAACAUCCCUAAGAAAGAAAAGUUCACUAUCAGUAGACUACAGAACGACAAUUCCAUCAUAAUACUUCCGGCGGAUAAGGGAAAUGCUACAGUGGUGAUGAACAAGUCUGACUAUUCAGAAAAAUUGCCAAGUCAUAUAAGUGAUGGUAGCUAUAGCAAAGAGCACACACGAGGAUGGAAUGUAUCGCUGAAGAGGUCACAGAUGUGUGACGAAAGAUUUCUGGACAGUGGGCAUGAGAUAAAAUAA
Molecule: messenger RNA, 552 nt
Organism: Octopus sinensis (East Asian common octopus)
Lineage: Eukaryota; Metazoa; Mollusca; Cephalopoda; Octopoda; Octopodidae
Exons: 2
Coding region: 1-552 (183 amino acids)
Source: RefSeq, a predicted model, not a curated record